ACUGCCUUGCCGAAGAGCACUGUAACCGCGAACAAGUUCAAAUGACAGCAACACAAACUCGCACAACUAAAAACUAUAAAAAUAAAAACUGGGGAAAAUAUUUGAAGUGUAAAGGUCGCCUUAACACUUCGAAAUAAUGGACCAUCUCGCCCCACCAUCUCCGAUAUGUAUGGCCUUAUCAAAUCCAGUCGUGUUGCAAGAAAUAUUUCAGUACAAAUCCCUCUGCGGAAAAGAACUCCGUCUCGUCUCCAAACUUUGGAACGACGUGGUUUUGUCCCUCGCAAAACCGAAACUAUGUCUUCAACUCAACCUCAAAGAAAAAGAUGCUUGCUGUGACCAUGCUAAAUUUCUGAAAACUAUUUAUCCCACCCUCUCUACACCCAAGCUAUGCAGAUCGAUCACGAUUUCUAAAGGAUGUAAACGCUACGUAAAUUUCGAUGAUGCAAGUACUGCAAGUAAUCUCAUCGGAACGUUACACUCCCGGGUGGCAGAAAUAUUAAUUUUAACGGUAUGCAACAAGUACUCUGAUACAAUUCAAGAAAUCACGGUCCAUUGCAGAGUCGCCGUUCUUCCCACCCUUUACCAAUCCUUGUCAGUAUAUUGUCCUCAAUUGAAGCGGUUAACUGUUGAAUGUCGCCCAAGGGGGAUGGACCCCGCUCUAGAAAAGCUUGGUGCUCCCCUCCCAGUAAAAUCUAAACUUGAGUGCAUUCGAUUCAUCAUGGACGAUCAGGCGAACCCUUUCAUGCAGCAGGUUCUCAACGCCGCACCGAAUUUGAAGACACUCUUCAUUACGGGAAACCUGUACCCGGAUCUGAGCCAGAAUCCGAAUCUUGAUCACCUUUGCCACAUUGGGCGGGGCGGUCCUUCUAGCCGGGGGUUUAACGGUAACGCCCUAAGUCGUGUAAUUUCUCAGGUCGCGAAUUCCUUGACCCAACUGAAAGUUGGAUUUAACACGUAUCGUGGAAAGUAUUGUCCGUUGACUGGUCCGAAGGAAUUCUCCCUUCCGAGGAAUAUGCCCCAGUUGAAGAUUCUCCACAAUCGAUGUAUUGAUAUCUUCAAAUGUCCGGAUGAAAUGGGGGGAUUAAUUGGUGCCGUGAAAUAUCAGAACCUCGAUCAACUUAUUUUCGGGCGAAGCAACGCGGCGGGGAAAGACGCGCUGGACAAUUUUCUGGAAAAAUUAUUUAAUUGUGGAGACGUGUUGUCCCGCACGGUGAAGAAAGUCGUGAUUAAAGACGUGCCAGAGAGCCUUGGACUGUUGGCUAAUUUGAAAAUUGUGUACCCAGCGGUGACCGAGUUGGAGCUAUUUUUCCUUCGUGAUGAUGGGAUUACUUUACGUGGAGACGUAAAUCAGGCCGUGUUCAGAAGUCAGAUUCAAUUGCUGCUAUCAAUCAGAGGGUUGACGAAGAUUACGCUGAAUAUGACGCUCGAGUUGAGUCUGUCCGGCCUAGUUAAGGGACUUGCGGACAAUAAGUACUUAUUCAAAGGAAAGGAACUUAAGCAGCUGAAAUUGCUCAGAGGAUCAGACACCGACAUUAUUGUCGAUGACUUGGACGACGCUGGACAAACAAAGAGAUUUGGUGUUGGGAAUUUUAUCCAAGAGUUUGAGAACGUCCUUCUCGCCAUGAAGGAUCUGGAACUUGUUGAGAUAUCCGCCGUAACGUUCCGUGGACCAACAGCACAUCGUGUCAUAAGCUUUAUUCGUGAUGAAAAUCUACCUGUACGAUUUUAUUGAUAUUUACAGUUGUUCGUAAAUUUGUGUAGUUUUAAAGCAAAAAUUGUAUGACAUAAUUUUCUCUGUUACCUAGCUAUAAAAUUACAACAAAGCGAAUACGAAGGAAAUUUAGGUAGGACAGAAUUUUUAUGCUCAACAGCUCAAUUCCUUUGUAAGACUAGAUUAAUAUUAGAUUAGAAAAGUCGACGUUAGAUCCUAUUUACAUAAAGAAUGAUUUAAGGUAAUUAAUUGUCAUGCCCAGUGAACUGCACAUGAAAGUUUUAGGAAAAAAGUAGUGACAAAUAUUUUAUAGUUAAACUUAUUAAGUUAAUUUAAGUUGUGGUACAUGAAAAUAUAAAUUUUAAUGCAAAAAUCGUAUAUAUUUAUUGACAUCAAUAAUAACCAAUUUCAACAAGUA
Messenger RNA from Folsomia candida, 2129 nucleotides. RefSeq lists its product as uncharacterized. The coding region runs from base 137 to 1732 and encodes 531 amino acids. The transcript is spliced from 5 exons. Lineage: Eukaryota; Metazoa; Arthropoda; Collembola; Entomobryomorpha; Isotomidae. The record is from RefSeq and is a predicted model, not a curated record.